ACGAGGCCGACGAUCACUCUGCGGGACCAGAGCCUAUCGCGACGUGAACUCACGACGGCGCAGGAGCUUGUUGUGAGCGGCGGCCCUUCUGUCACAUCUGCCUCCGGUCACUUUCUUCACCCGCUGUUCUGUUGUUGUGUUGUUGCGGAAGAUGCACUGUUCGCGCGAUCCUCGACUCCCCCGACCAGCGACGACGACGACGAACGACGGCGAAAGUAAGGAGCUGCUCCUGUGAAGCCGGUGGUGCUGGCCUUCCUUGCUCGUUGCGACUGGCGGUGCUCUUGCCUCGACGCCGACACACCCUUGCUUGCCCGGGCAUACCUCUGCAACACUACUCCAUCCCGUCUCAGGCGCACGACUCUGCAAGUCACCUUCAAUUCCAACCACGACCGAACCUCAAACCAACAUUCAUUGCCCUCGAAAUCUAGGCCACGCGCAACUGCCUGGGUAGCCCUGCACGUCCUCAGCGCUGCGUUCCACGCCCUUGGGUUCGCGGGUGGAUGUGAAACACGAGACCGACCUUGAAAUCCAGCUUGCUUCACGCUGGCCGAUUGCCGUAUCGGCAGCUUAUCUGGCAGACCAGAGCCAGAACCGGCGUGUCGAGGUCAUCCUGGUUGCGUAGUACUUUAUUCGUGGUCAGUAUGAUCCUGAGAACGACCACACGCCGCCUUGCGCCUGUCCAGAGCCCAUUGAGCUCUGCAUUCCUCACUGUCAACAACAUGCGAACCAAACAUGCUGACGUUCUGGUGACAGACAACCAGGGAUAGUCCACGCUUUCGUCGCUGACAUCCAUCGCCGACGGCUUCCGACAAGCGCUGUGUCCUAUAUGGAGUCACGACUCACGACACACUAACCCGCCAAUCUCGACCAAGGUUUCAGUGGAAAUAUGGAUCCGGACAACGAGAGUGAGGCAAUGUUUGCGCAUCACCCCAUGGAGGGGCACGCGCAAUCCUUUCAUGAUUCAGCUGCUUCCCGCCGACCUUCAGCAUCCACAAUACUGUCGGCUCACACGUCCAGUCCGCGUUCGAAGCGAUCAUCUCGCCCGCCCAAUGUAUCGAUCACGACAACUGCUGGAUUCGUGUCACACAUCACCCCUCCGUCCACGCCAGUCAGCACGACACCGAAUUCCGACAUGUUGUCUGUCAACCAAUCGCUUUUUCACAAUUACUUGCGUGCUCUGCACGUAUUCGAUCCAGCGAUGAACCCCAUGCCGGCUGAAGAUGGAUCAUUAUCAACGGUUCGCAUCAAGCCUGGUGAUCUUAUCCUCGUCCACGUUAUUCAUGCGAACGGCUGGGCCGACGGUACUGUACUCAACACUGGCGAUCGGGGCUGGCUCCCAACGAACUACUGCGAAGCCUACGAUCAUCCGUACGUCAGGAACCUUUUGAAUGCGAUGACCCAGUUUUGGGACCUACUUGGAGCGAGUGAGGACGCCAGCUUGUCGACAUUUGUACGGCAGGAUUAUAUUCGCGGCUUGAUCGCCGGUGUACGCUAUCUGCUCGAACGCGCGGACUGCUUACACAGAGAUGCGAAGACUGUGCAGCACAACGCCGGCGUUCGAAGAAUGCGAAAGGGACUUCUUGCGGAUCUAUCAUCCCUGGUUGGGAUCGCCAAAAGACUGCAGGAAACGAUCGCCGAAGCGUUCGCUGGAGAGGUCAUCCACGUCUUGCUGGAUGACCUGAUCGCAAAGGCGUGCAAAGUAGUCACCAGGGCGGUCGGCUUUACCGAUGUUUGGACUCAAGAGACUGGCCCGAGCGACGCCGACAUUCUCCGGCGAAGUGUUCAACGACGACUGACGCGUGAGAGACUAGAUACUAACGCAUUGGCCAUCGAUACGAAUGCCCCUGGAGGCAGUGGGACAUCGCCUGCUAUCGAUUCCGCAGUGCAUUUGCCAGAACCAGACGAUCAAACUGCGCCGAAUGAGGCAGUACAACGCACCGAAUACCGCGACAGUCGGACGUUCAGGCGAUCAAAGGUGUUCGUGCCUCCUGAAGGCAUGGCCGCGCAUCGAAUAUCUAUGAUAUCCAGCGAGCACACUCGGACGGGAUCCGGAGCACUUGCGUCUGAGCGAUUGACAAAGGUGCAUGAUGUAUGCAUCAGCCACAUUGCAGCGUUCAUUGGUCUUCAUCUCCAUUCACGGCCUUCUGCAGAGCUGGUGGCCACGACCGAGAAGUUGGUCGGGGCUUGUCGAGACAUGCUCGAGAUCGUGGAAGAGGUCUACGCUCACGACCCGCAUCGAGCGAUGCCCAUUCAACAGGUCAAGGCAGAUUUCGAAGCUCGCUUGGAAGAAUUGGCCACAUCGACAAAGGCCGUGUUCAGGUUUUCUGACUCCCCUGAUGAGGACGUCGUCAUGCUACACGAUCAACAUCAGCACCUCAUCGCAGUCGGCACAAGCUUGAUACGCAAUAGUGGCGAUUGUGUUGUCAAGACGCGACAACUCAUUGAGCAGAUAGGCGACUUCGAACUCAAGUCGGCGGGCACCGUGUCGAAGCUGGAGGUCCCACCAAGGUUCGACAGCAUGUCCUCGACGGAUGCUCAACUGAACCGAAGAACCUCGAUGCUCCGUCGGUCCGUUGAUGCAAAGAUGCUUCCUCCGCCACCUCCCCGUCCCAAGGAAACGCACGUGGAGGUGGUCGACGUUCGGCCACCGUCGCCUACCGAUACUAUCGAUACGGCGGCGUUUCCGCUGCCUCCAUCCGUAACUGAACUCAGCAAGCCAGCAUCAGCGAUGCCGCCUCCGCCACGACCGCAAUCUGCCACCACUGAACAGAGCUCCGUGGGCAUUGAAAGCUCUCGGAGUCCGUCUGCGCUACAGUCUGAACCCACCAGUGCUCCUCGCAAAGACAGCAGGGAGAUGUCGAUUGCAGGAUCGACCGAAACCUUUCACAGCAGUGCUCGUGACUCCCGCACUACCAUUGUAUCACAGCCAUCCACGCGUGCCACAACUCCAGAGCACGCGAAAGACUCGCUGAUGGCUGAUGCCGCGAUGAUGGGAAGCUUUGCGAGCAUAUCUAGCAUGCGGUCUCUUGUGACUGAGGAUAGCAUGGACGUUGAAGCGCAACUGCUGCAAAAGACAUACAUUCUUGAACUGACACGAAACAAAGACGGACAAAUCACUGGCGGCAGCCUGCCUGCAUUGGUCGAGCAGAUCACUGCUCACGAUUCGACUCCUGAUCCGCAAUUUGUAACCGCGUUUUUCUUGACCUUCAGGAAAUUUGCGGAGCCGCGCGAGCUCGCGAAAGCGCUCAUCGAUCGAUUUGAAUACGUGGGCGAUGGUAGGACUACAGGUACCCCGGCGCGCUUGCGGAUAUACAACUUCUUCAAAGGAUGGCUGGAGACGUAUUGGAACGCCGAGGUCGAUAAGGAAGCUCUGGGUGAGAUUCGAUUUUUUGCUCUACACAAGUUGAAGCAAGUCCUGCCACAGGCUGGGGAUCGCUUGAUCGAGCUCACGCGAAGAAUCACGGAAGGUUAUGCCAAAGGCACAAUGAAUGGACCACUGGUGUCUGCGGUUGGCAAGUCGAGCAUGUCUUUCACGCAGAACGACAAGGACAUCCCGAUCCCCAAUGUCACCGCGAAGCAACUCAAUGCGCUCCGCUUGGCCAAUGGUGGCGGCGCUCAGUGCAAUAUCUUGGACAUCGAACCGAUCGAGAUCGCCAGACAAGUGACCAUCAUGAUGAUGCAGACUUACUGCGAUAUUCGAGCAGAAGAGCUGAUGAGCAUGGAUUGGGGCAAUCCCAACACCAAAAGGGCGAAGAACAUCCGCAAGAUGUGCCUGCUCAACACAGACCUUGCUAAUCUGGUGGCGGACACCAUUUUGGCGCCAGACGAGGCAAAGAAGAGAGCCAUGGUCAUCAAGCAUUGGGCUAAGAUAGGACAUGCUCUGUUGUUGCUCAACAACUACGACUCGAUCAUGUCCAUCAUGUGCAUGAUCAACUCAUCCGUCGUGCAAAGACUAAGACGCACAUGGGAACUGGUGAACAAGAAGACGAAAGCCAGGUUCGAGGAGCUCGACCAAGCCAUCGAUAUCUCCAAGAACUACACCGCGUUGCGACGCAGGCUCGAGGCACCCACGACAUCCUGUCUGCCCUUCCUCGGCGUCUAUCUCACCGAUCUGACUUUUGUCGUUGCUGGCAACCCAAAGCGACGCGAGAUUCCUGGUAGCGUCACGGAAUCUGGAGAGGUCGUCUCGGUCAUCAACUUUGACCUUUACAUGAAAAUCGCAAAGCUCGUGAGCCACAUGCAAAGAUUCCAGGCGCCAUACAAGCUCCGAACAGUUCCCGAACUGCAGACCUGGCUAGACAUGCAGUUGAAGCGCAUGCGCGAAGGACAUGAUGCCAUGACGACCAAAUUACAUCGCCGGAGCACAAUGGUCGAGCCCAAGGUCGCCGAGAAGCGCCUUGCUCCCGCUCCUCUCCCAGAAAUCAAGGAAGAGCGACCACCAACUUCUGCAAGCUCGUAUAGCGACUUCGGGAAGUGGUACAGCCUCAAGGCCGCCUCAUUUUCAGUACGAACACUUCCAGUGCCCGAGAUGGCAGACCACGGCAAACGAACGAGCGCGCAUUGAUUGCGCUUUUGCUGCUACGAUAUCACGCAAGAACUUUUUGACAUAAUUUUGACUUUUCUACACAUUAUUGGGAUACGGUAUGGGACGGCAAAAUCAACAGGGGCGGAGCGGAGCCGGGGGUUUGGACAAAAAGCUCGCUCUCUUUUGGCAUGUGUUAUGAGAUACCCAUUUUGCGUCUACACUUUGUACUUUUUUGGUCUAUACAAUGGGCUGGUCGGAAAAUUUUAUGAUAAUCAUAUAGAUCCGAGUAUCCAGAGGAAGGGAAGAAGAGAGACACUGUUUUUUCAGAGAUCGAGUUUGCUUCCCGUGUUUUGGGACGAUCGAGUGGUUCUACAGUUUUAUAGGAAAACGAUGAACGAUGUUUACACCAAUACUACC
Messenger RNA from Cercospora beticola, 4942 nucleotides. Its product is annotated as guanine nucleotide exchange factor. Lineage: Eukaryota; Fungi; Ascomycota; Dothideomycetes; Mycosphaerellales; Mycosphaerellaceae. The record is from RefSeq and is a predicted model, not a curated record. Gene Ontology annotation, cellular component: plasma membrane. Gene Ontology annotation, biological process: Ras protein signal transduction; positive regulation of GTPase activity. Gene Ontology annotation, molecular function: guanyl-nucleotide exchange factor activity; protein binding.